CGAUGGUGCCAUCAAUAUUUCUCCACCUCUAACGUGCUGCUCGUUUUUGUAGAGAAAAAUUGUGCAAAAAGUGCAAAAACAAAUAAUUUAACGAUUGCAAACGAAUUCAGAAUAUUAAAAAGAGGAAUACAGACCAUUUAACAAGAAUGUCGAACGCAGACGUGCAGUAUAAUCAGGGAUUUGGCCAGGCACAGGGCAACAAUGAUGACUACAACGAUGAUAAUGAUCAGCAGCAGGAGGACGAUGAUCAGUAUGAUAACGAUCAAAACGAUGGCGACGAUGAGUCCAAUGUAAAGAUCGGAAGCGUCGGCGAAAGUCCCAAAUUCAUAAGACUUCGUGGUCUUCCCUGGUCGGCUACCCACAAGGAGAUUCUUGACUUUCUGGUGAACGUGGAGGUGAUUAAUGGAUCACAGGGCAUUCAUCUGGUCACCAGCCGUGUGGAUGGCAAGAACACCGGCGAGGCUUAUGUUGAGGUGUCUACGCAAGAGGAUGUUGAGGAGGCGCGUAAACUCAACAAGGCAAGCAUGGGACAUCGCUACAUUGAAGUAUUUACGGCCACGCCAAAGGAGGCGAAGGAAGCGAUGCGCAAGACUGGAGGACAUGGUCAUGCUUUUGUGGUGAAGCUCCGAGGUUUGCCUUACGCUGUUACCGAGCAGCAAAUCGAGGAGUUUUUUGCCGGGUUGGAAAUCAAAACGGAUCGGGAGGGCAUACUUUUUGUUAUGGACAGAAGGGGUCGUGCUACUGGGGAAGCUUUUGUUCAGUUCGAAAGCCAGGAUGACACUGAACAAGCCUUGGGCCGAAAUCGGGAAAAAAUUGGGCACAGGUAUAUUGAAAUCUUUCGCAGCUCUAUUGCUGAAAUGAAGCGUGCCACGAAUGGUGGAGGCGGGGGCGGCGGACGUCCUGGACCUUAUGAUAUACGUGAUCGUGGCGCCAAUCGAGGCGGCAAUGAUUUUGGCGGACGCAAUGACUGGGGAAACAACGGCAAUUUUGGUGUAGGCGCUAACAACAUGUUGGGCUUCAAUAAUCUGCCCAGUUUAAUGAACUCUGGCAACUUUGGCAACAGCUCCGGUGGAGGCGGUAACAAUGGAGGUGGUGGCAAUGGCGGCGGCAACAAUGGUAAUUUUGGUCAAAACUCUGGUAAUUUUGGCAAUUUCGGCAAUGAUUUUGGCGAUUUUAACAAUUUCGGAAACAACCGCAACAACAACAAUGGCAACAACUUCGAUAUGCCUGGUAAUUUUGGUAACAACGGCGGUGGUGGAUUUGGAAACUUUGGCAACAAUUCUGGCGGAGGCGGUGGCUUCAAUAAUGGCGGCGGAGGAGGCUCUGGAGGCUUCAACAAUGGAGGAAACAACGGUGGUUUCAAUAAUGGUGGAAGCUCCGGAAGUUUCAAUAAUGGCGGUAAUAGCGGAGGCUUCGGUAACUUUGGCAACAACUCCAGCGGUGGCGGCGGCGGUUUUGGCAACAGCGGAUUCAACAGUGGAGGCGGCGGCAGCGGCUUCAACAACGGCGGAGGAGGCGGUUUUAAUAAUGGAGGCAAUGGCGGCGGCUUUAACAAUGGUGGCGGUAAUUUUAACAAUGGCGGCGGCAACUUUGGAUCUGCUGGCGGCAAUUUCGGCCCCAUUGGCGGCGGUCGCAAUAACGACGUCGAGUAUUACACGAUCCAUAUGCGUGGUCUGCCCUAUAACUCAUUUGAAAACGAUGUGUUCAAGUUCUUCGAUCCCAUUCGUCCAGCAAAUGUGCGAAUCAAUUACAACAAGAAGGGUCUGCACAGCGGCACAGCUGACGCCUAUUUCGAUACGUACGAUGACUCACAGCUGGCGAUGAAGCGUCACCGCGAGCAGAUGGGUUCCCGCUAUAUUGAGCUUUUCUAUGAUGGCAAGACUCGAGGUGGAGUCAAUGUCGGUGGCGGCGGCGGUGGUAAUGGAGGCGGCAACGGCGGAGGUGGUGGUGGUGGUGGCAUUGGAAUCGGAGGCGGUAACAAUGGCGGUGGUGGCGGAGGCUUCUCACGUCGCAUUUGAGCGCAUCUUUCAGAUUAAUUCCUUACAUUUACAUUCGGUAAUGUAAACGCAAGUAUUUCAUAAGUUUUGUGGAUCACAUCCGCUUCCGUCGAGCACACCUCACCACCAGCAUAUACAAGACAGAUUGACAAUGUCGGGUCGGUAGUGCAUAGAAUUAAACUCUUCGAACGCAUAAAACAUGAAAAUGAAACAAGUAUAACGCAUAAAUCAAAUAGUUUAUGUAUAUUUAAGCAAACCUGUAUCUAUAUAAUCGAAAUGGUGUACACUUGUACUUAUGGUAAUCGCAGAUGUCCAAGAACCAGACAAACAAUAUGAUCUUUAAGCGCAGCGUCAAUUUCCCUUAUUUCCAAAACAAUCAAUAUCAAGACAUGACAAAACUAAAUAAUUAUAAUAUAGAAAAAACAAGAAAAGAAAACAAAAAGUAAAAAUUGUAAACAUUUGUAAUACAAUAAAGAUGAUAAAACAGAAAA
Messenger RNA from Drosophila albomicans, 2488 nucleotides. RefSeq lists its product as uncharacterized. The transcript is spliced from 8 exons. The record is from RefSeq and is a predicted model, not a curated record. The coding region runs from base 147 to 2018 and encodes 623 amino acids. NCBI's taxonomy places the organism in Eukaryota, Metazoa, Arthropoda, Insecta, Diptera, Drosophilidae. Gene Ontology annotation, cellular component: ribonucleoprotein complex. Gene Ontology annotation, molecular function: RNA binding.